ACCUUUGUUUUCACUGACUUCGGUUGAAUGACAAGUUCUUACUCUCCUUCCCAGAUUCAGAUAUGUUUCGGAGCCUGCUUUUCACUGCCUUGUGUGGCUUUGCAGUGGCCGUCAUCAGUUCAGAGCUCGAUCGACACUGGGAGUUAUGGAAGAAGAUGCAUAAAAAAGUGUAUUCUCAUCAGCUUGAGGAGUUGGGUCGCAGGCGGAUAUGGGAAGAAAACUUGGAAAUGAUUAAUGUCCAUAACCUGGAAACAUCCCUGGGUUUACACACCUACGAAUUAGCAAUGAACCACUUGGGAGACCUGACCACUGAGGAGAUCGAAGGUACACUGACAGGCACCAUCGUGCCCCCUGACCUGGAGAGGGGUCCUUCCAACUUCAUCAGGGUCAAUACUUCCCUACCAGUAACCCUGGACUGGAGGGAUGAAGGCCUGGUAACCGAGGUCAAAAUGCAGGGUUCUUGUGGCUCUUGCUGGGCCUUCAGUGCAGUUGGAGCUCUGGAAGGCCAACUCAAGAAGUCUACAGGUACCCUGAUCUCCCUGAGUCCUCAAAAUCUGGUGGACUGCUCCAUGAAAUACGGCAACCACGGGUGCAAUGGUGGCUUCAUGACAAAUGCCUUCCAGUAUGUCAUUAAAAACCAAGGCAUUGAAUCUGAUACAGCCUACCCCUAUAUUGGCACACGUGGCCAGUGCAAGUAUAACCCACAAUAUCGGGCUGCUAACUGCUCCCGGUACACCAUAUUGCCACGAGGGGAUGAAUUUGCAUUAAAAGCAGCCUUGGCUAACACUGGCCCUAUCUCUGUUGCAAUUGAUGCCUCCCGGCCGAAGUUUGUCUUCUACCACCACGGUGUGUACAGGGACCACACAUGCACUCAUAAUGUAAACCACGGCGUGCUGGCUGUGGGUUACGGGAAUGAGAGGGGACACGAUUACUGGCUGGUCAAAAACAGUUGGGGUGUAAACUAUGGAGAUGAGGGCUACAUCAAGAUGGCUCGGAACAGGCACAACCAGUGUGGCAUCGCGCUCUACGCUUGUUUCCCAAUCAUAUGAUCGGCAGAUGACUUUUUUUUACUGUAGAUAUCAAAUUAUUUGAUCCAUUAGAACUUGUGCAUUUCUUUAUGUAACUUAAGAAUUUGAGAUUUCAUGAAUGUACCGAAUAAACAAUUUCUUUAUAAAAGUG
This is a messenger RNA of Xiphias gladius (swordfish), 1179 nucleotides long. Its product is annotated as cathepsin S-like. The coding region runs from base 63 to 1049 and encodes 328 amino acids. Gene Ontology annotation, biological process: immune response. Lineage: Eukaryota; Metazoa; Chordata; Actinopteri; Istiophoriformes; Xiphiidae. The transcript has 7 exons. The record is from RefSeq and is a predicted model, not a curated record. Gene Ontology annotation, cellular component: lysosome. Gene Ontology annotation, molecular function: cysteine-type endopeptidase activity.